CCUCAUCUCUCCCGCCUCCCCAUCGACGACGCCGUGCUCACCACCAUGCUCUCCUCCCGCUGGCGCCGCAUCUGGCACCGCGUGCCGCUCGUCCUCUGCGACGACCACAUCCCCGCCUCCACCGAAGCGAGCGCAUCGCCACCAUCGACCACAUCGCUCACACGGGCCCGUUCCAGUCCCUCGAUCUCGCCUGCUGCUUCAAGGAGAAAGAGCGAGAGCUCGCCCAGUGGCAGCACCUCCUCGCCGACCGGGGCGUCCAGGACCUCGUCUUCGUCAGCAUACCGGGAGAUUUGGACCUGCGCCUUGCCUCGGACAUCCUCCGCUGCGACAAGCUCCGCAGCCUCUGCCUUGGUUACUGGACCUUUCCGGACACGCCCAACCUCCCCGACGGUGCGGGCGCCUUCCCGUACCUCGAGAAGCUUGCCAUCCUCUUCACCAAAAUGGAGGACCGGGACCUCGACCACAUGCUCGCCUCCAGUCCGGUGCUUAAGACCCUCACGCUCGAGCCAAUGCAGUGGCGUGCCCAACCACAUCCGCCUGCUCAGUCAAAGUCUCUAGUGCGCGCUCAUCGUCAAAUCCGGGAUCAUGGAUCUGGCGGUGAUGGAUGUCCCAUGCCUGGAACGGCUCAUCCUGCAUGGUAAUUCUGUCAACUUACCUCUCAGGAUUAUUAGAGCACCUGAGCUGAAGGUGCAUGGCUACGUGGAUACCAAAGCCCACCGGUUUCAAAUUGGGGACAACGUCAUAAAGGCUGACACUGAGGUAAGCCCAAGCUCCGAGGUCCCAAGUGUCAAGAUCUUAGCAGUGGAGGUGAAUUUGCAUAUCUUCAAAGAAGUUCAGAUGCUGUGCAGCUUCCUCAGAUGUUUUCCCAACAUUGAGAUACUACAUUUGGAGUCUGCUGGAGCUGAUGAACCCAGUGACAAGCCCGAUGCCGAGUUCUUUCAGCUGCCCAGUCCCAUUGAAUGUGUGCAAUCACACAUCAAGGAGGUGUUUCUCAAUGAGUUCCAAGGUCAUCAAUGUGAGAUGGCAUUCCUUAAGUACCUAUGUCGGAGAGCAAACCAGAUGCAAAAGUUGACACUAGUGUUGCGUGGUACAAUGCUUGACUCUGUGGAUAAGAUCAAGGUUCAACUGGAUGAUCUAGUUCUUCCAUCGGUCGCUAGUGAAGCUUGUACAGUUUUGCUUCUAGGGCCUGCAGUGGAUCUAUAUUGGUCCUCCUUCUAUAGGGCAUCUGAUCUUUCUAUCCAUGAUCCAUUUCUUUCAGAUCAUGAGAAUGAGCCCUUCAUUUCAUUAAAGAGGGAGAAUAAAGUGUGGAUAGAACAAACAUAAGUCCAGGAUUGUUUCACGACCCAAACUGUGCAGGGAGGAGGAAAUAAUCCAGAGCCUAGAGCUGAAGAAGAGGCCAUGGGCCGUGGCGAAAGGAUGAAGAAGCCUCUGAAGCGAAUGAAUCUGUGAAGACCUUGUAGUGGCAGAGCCCUGGUCGAUGUAAUAUAGAUACUGGAGAGCUCGUGAGAAAGGGUAUUGUUGAUGUCAUGAGUUAAUAAACUCAGACCCUAGCUUCUAUACCAACUUCCCUGUCUGCCUCGACUGUUCCAGACUUCCCAUCGAAUUUUACCAUAUGCCUAUCCAAUUAUCAUGUUUUGUGUUGAUUGAUCGAGAUUAUUGUGACGAUGGGAAUGAGAUCUUCAGUGACAUUAAAAAGGGAGUACAAGAUGUUAACUGAACAAGCACCAGCACAACACAGAUGGAGAUGAGCUCACCAGUUUUGAUGAGUCUUGUAAUCUGAUUGACUAGAAGGUGGUUAUAUGUUUCAGGGUCUAAGGUAGCCUUAUAAGAAAGUAUUGUCAUUCUGGUCAUGAAACAGAAGAUAUGAACCGUGUUACAUAGCGUAAGCAUCAAAUUGUGCACUAUGAUGGUUCCCUUUAAGAAUUUUUGUUACCUUUAUGAGGUUCGUUACUAUUUACUACAUCAUAGAUACAUGUGUUUGAUGGUA
Messenger RNA from Setaria italica (foxtail millet), 1987 nucleotides. RefSeq lists its product as uncharacterized. The transcript has 3 exons. NCBI's taxonomy places the organism in Eukaryota, Viridiplantae, Streptophyta, Magnoliopsida, Poales, Poaceae. Bases 586 to 1323 code for a protein of 245 amino acids. The record is from RefSeq and is a predicted model, not a curated record.